Molecule: messenger RNA, 2685 nt
Organism: Scleropages formosus (Asian bonytongue)
Lineage: Eukaryota; Metazoa; Chordata; Actinopteri; Osteoglossiformes; Osteoglossidae
Product: protocadherin beta-16-like
Exons: 1
Coding region: 244-2685 (813 amino acids)
Biological process (GO): homophilic cell-cell adhesion
Cellular component (GO): plasma membrane
Molecular function (GO): calcium ion binding
Source: RefSeq, a predicted model, not a curated record
UCAAAGUGCCGCUGUUGGUCUGGGUGGUAUAUUUCUGAAUUCACAUUCCUAGGGGUACCACCCACAAAAGGAGAAAGGGAGAAAGAGGGAUACAUAGAAAGACCAUUCGUGCACUUAUGGAGCACAGUCUUUGGAAAUAUCGAACUGCCUGUAUUCAUUAACAGAAGAACGCAGAGGUGUCGUUUUGCCCCCCAGUCUUGGAUUACAGUAUACUUCCAUGAUAAAGGAUUCAUUAAGAUACGGAUGACGAACGAUUUACGAUUUCGUGCUGUGGCAACAAUGUCGGGCAAGUCCGUGGGAUGGCAAGUAGCAUUGUUUUUUUCUCUCCUCGCUAGUGCAGUGUAUGGGCAGGUUAGUUAUUCCAUUGCAGAGGAGAUGUCUCAAGGAUCGCUGGUCGGGAAUGUAGUGCAAGGUUUGGGUUUAGAUCUGAGAAGGUUUCAGUUGCGUAAUGCCCGUAUAUACACUGCGGACAGCGCUGAGUACAUGGAGCUGGACAGAGAAAGGGGGCUGCUUCUUAUUAAAGAAAGAAUAGAUCGCGAGUCGCUUUGUGGGAAAACAUCUCCGUGCACCUUACACUUCCAGAUCAUUUUAGAAAACCCGAUGGAAUUUUCCCGAGUCACUGUAGAGAUAACAGAUAUAAAUGAUAAUCCACCGAAUUUCAUGAAGAAUGAAAUAAGGCUCGAAAUAAGCGAAUCAGCGCUACCGGGAGCCAGAUUCUUGUUAGAGAAAGCGGUUGAUCCUGAUGUUGGUGUUAACGAUCUUCAAAGCUAUAUCCUUAAACCGACCGAUUAUUUUUCCCUUAAAUUGCACAGUCAGACUGACGGAAGUAAAAAGGUUGAAAUGGUUUUACAGAAACCACUGGACAGGGAAGAGCGGGACCGUAUGACGCUGUUAUUGACGGCUUUGGAUGGUGGAGACCCUCCGAUGUCUGGUACUGUGCAGAUACAUGUUUCUGUACUCGAUGCUAAUGACAAUGCUCCUGUUUUUAGCCAGGCGAUUUACAAGGCCACCAUUACAGAGAACGCGUCCAAAGGUACUAUUUUGACUACAGUUAGCGCAAAUGAUUUAGAUGAGGGUUCUAAUGGUAAAGUGAUGUAUUCGAUUUCAAAAAGCAUGAUGUCGGAUUUAUUUGACAUCGACGAAAAUAACGGAGAAGUCAGGCUAGCUGGUCAUAUCGAUUAUGAACAAGCUAACCAUUAUCAGAUUGAUAUCGAAGCAAAGAAUUACGGGGGGCUUUCGGAUUCCAGUAAAAUAAUUGUAGAUGUUACUGAUGUGAAUGACAACAGCCCUGUAAUCAAUUUCAUGUCAACCUCAACUGCAGUACCAGAGGAUUCUCCUUUGGACACGGUCAUUGCUAUGUUGACAGUGCAGGACCCAGACUCCGAGCAUAACGGGAGGGUUCACUGUUUUGUGCCGGAAAAUGUCCCAGUUAAUAUUAGAUCGACAUCCACUGGUUUCUACAAUCUGAUAACAGGAAUGUCUCUGGACAGAGAAACACAGUCUGAUUAUAACAUCAUUGUGAUCUGUGCCGACGACGGAGUCCCGUCGCUCUCCAGCAGCGUUACUCUCCACUUGAACAUUUUGGAUGUGAACGAUAACGCGCCUGUAUUUGACAAAAGCUCAUAUGAUGUUUUCGUAACUGAGAACAAUACACCGGGACUUUCUGUGUUCUCGGCAAAAGCCACUGAUGCAGACUGGAACCAGAACGCCCGUGUUUCCUACUUUCUAGAGGACAAAACAGUUCAUGGCUUGUCAAUUUCUUCAUACGUGUCUGUUAAUCCCGAUACCGGACUUGUACAGGCAGUUCGAUCAUUUGAUUACGAGCAAAUGAAGGAUUUCCAUUUUCUCCUCAAAGCGCAGGAUGGAGGUUCACCUCCACUGAGCAGCAAUGUUACUAUCAGAAUAUUUAUCCAGGACCAAAAUGACAACGCGCCUCAGAUUCUCUACCCAAUACAGAGCGGUACCUCUGCGGUGGCUGAAAUGGUGCCUCGUUCAGCAGAAGUCGGAUAUCUGGUCACUAAAGUGGUGGCUGUUGAUGUGGACUCUGGACAGAAUUCCUGGCUCUCAUACAAACUGCUGAAAGCCACAGACAGGGCGCUCUUUGAGGUGGGUUUACAGACGGGAGAAAUCAGAACUGUCCGCCCGGUCAGUGAUAAAGAUGCUGUGAAACAGAAGCUCACUGUUGUAGUGGAGGACAACGGACAUCCCGCCCGUUCAGCUACGGUCAAUGUGAACGUGGUGGUGGCCGACAGCUUCCCCGAAGUGCUCUCGGAAUUCAGCGACUUUACGCACGACAAGGAUUAUAACGACAACCUGACUUUUUAUUUAAUACUGGCCUUGGCUGUUGUCUCCUUCCUUUUUAUCGUCUCCAUCAUGUCUAUAAUAUCAGUGAAGUGCUACAGAUGGAGGCGAGAGCAGAUGUUUUAUAAAUCCGGUGGGAAUCUCCCAGUCAUUCCGUACUAUCCACCACUUUACGCAGACAUGGGAGGUACAGGAACUCUACAGCGAGUGUACAAUUACGAGGUUUGCGGGACCACUGACUCCAGGAAGAGUGACAUGAAGUAUGUCAGACCCUGUAGUGAGAGCAUUAUUAGUUUGGAUGCCAGUGGAACUCAAACAUUACUGCAUCAGCAGAAAGGAGAGAUGACUGAGAAUCUCGAAAACCAGGUGAGCCAUCAGAUCUGA